Molecule: messenger RNA, 1972 nt
Organism: Nomascus leucogenys (northern white-cheeked gibbon)
Lineage: Eukaryota; Metazoa; Chordata; Mammalia; Primates; Hylobatidae
Gene: ZNF276
Product: zinc finger protein 276
Exons: 9
Coding region: 126-1646 (506 amino acids)
Biological process (GO): regulation of transcription by RNA polymerase II
Cellular component (GO): chromosome; kinetochore
Molecular function (GO): chromatin insulator sequence binding
Source: RefSeq, a predicted model, not a curated record
CCUUGUGCAAAGUAUGCCCUAGUCUGUUCAGGGCACGUUCAGGCUGUCAGUACUGCGAUGUGACGGGUGCUGAGAGAGGGACAGGGCGUGCCUCGGCGGGAGCCUCUGGGUGGGGGGAACGGGCCAUGCCCGGGCUCAGUGCGAACAGCCCUGGGACUGGUGUGGAGAGACGAACUGGGAGGAGCUGGGGUGAGGGAAGUGGUUACCUAUGGGGACCGCUGAGGUUUGAGAUCUCGAGAGGGUUCUGUACGACAAGCGCUGUGAAUCUCCGCCUGCUUGUCCUGCUCAUGGCCACACUGAUCCUUUGCAGGGUCGGUGCCCAGCCCCCAACAGGGGCAGAGGAGGGAACGUGUCUGGUGGAUCUGAUCACAUCAAGCCCCCAGUGCCUGCACGGCUUGGUGGGUUGGGUGCACGGACAUGCGGCCAGCUGCAGGGUCCUGCCCCACCUUCAGAGGACACUGUCCUCCGAGUACUGCGGCGUCAUCCAAGUCGUGUGGGGUUGCGACCAGGGCCACGACUACACCAUGGACACCAGCUCCAGCUGCAAGGCCUUCUUGCUGGACAGUGCGCUGGCAGUCAAGUGGCCAUGGGACAAAGAGACGGCGCCACGGCUGCCCCAGCACCGAGGGUGGAACCCUGGGGACGCGCCUCAGACCUCCCAGGGUAGAGGGACAGGUACCCCAGUUGGGGCUGAGACCAAGACCCUGCCCAGCACGGAUGUGGCCCAGCCUCCUUCGGACAGCGAUGUGGUGGGGCCCAGGUCGGGCUUCCCACCUCAGCCAAGCCUGCCCCUCUGCGGGGCCCCAGGGCAGUUGGGUGAGAAGCAGGUUCCAUCAUCAACCUCGGAUGAUCGGGUAAAAGACGAGUUCAGUGACCUUUCUGAGGGAGACGUCUUGAGUGAAGACGAAAAUGACAAGAAGCAAAAUGCGCAGUCUUCAGACGAGUCCUUUGAGCCUUACCCAGAAAGGAAGGUCUCUGGUAAGAAGUGUGAAAGCAAAGAAGCCAAGAAGUCUGAAGAACCAAGAGUUCGGAAGAAGCCGGGACCCAAGCCCGGGUGGAAGCAGCAGCUUCGUUGUGAGAGGGAGGAGCUUCCCACCAUCUACAAGUGUCCUUACCAGGGCUGUACGGCCGUGUACCGAGGCGCUGACGGCAUGAAGAAGCACAUCAAGGAGCACCACGAGGAGGUCCGGGAGCGGCCUUGCCCCCAUCCUGGCUGCAACAAGGUUUUCAUGAUCGAUCGCUACCUGCAGCGCCAUGUGAAGCUUAUCCACACAGAGGUGCGGAACUACAUCUGUGACGAGUGUGGACAAACCUUCAAGCAGCGGAAGCACCUUCUCGUCCACCAAAUGCGACAUUCAGGAGCCAAGCCUUUGCAGUGUGAGGUCUGUGGGUUCCAGUGCAGGCAGCGGGCGUCCCUCAAGUACCACAUGACCAAACACAAGGCUGAGACUGAGCUGGACUUUGCCUGUGACCAGUGUGGCCGGCGGUUUGAGAAGGCCCACAACCUCAACGUACACAUGUCCAUGGUGCACCCGUUGACACAGACCCAGGACAAGUCCCUGCCUCUGGAGGCGGAACCACCACCUGGGCCACCGAGCCCCUCUGUGACCACAGAGGACCAGGCGGUGAAGCCUGAACCCACCUGAGGACGGCAGGGAGGAUGAGCACCUCUAGCAGCCUGGACUUCACAGUGGCUGUGUCAGCCUCACCCUUCGUGUGCACCCGCAUGGGAGGGUCGGAGGGUGCUGCCCGCCCUCGGUGCUGGAGGCGGGCUUGGUGUACGGCUUGAGUAGCCUUCCUCUGCUCUGGGACCAGUGGUUUAUUUUCCUGCAAACACUGAGUGACUUGGGGCCAGACAGUUUAUAAAUAACUGAUUCCUUUUCCCAACUAAAGCAAUCGAGGAGAUUUGUAAUCCACUUUUUAGUGCAACAGGAGCUCCAUGUUAUGCUUGUAAUAAAUUAUUUACAAAGGA